UGCUUUGGUGCCUAAAGCUCUUGAGCCACCGAUAUCGACUGCUGGCCUUUCAACAAUCAAAGCUCUCGACUCGAGCAGCGAUGGAGCAUCGAAGUUCGCAACGGCUUUCCGAGAGGAAAUAUCAUCGAAUCACAAAGAGUCAUUCGAUCGUCUGGCCCUUGAGCUGAAAACACCUAGACUCAACAAAGUUCACCAUCACUUAUGGCUCGCAGGCCGCCCAACGGCUGCACGACCUUUGCAGCGGCAAAAGCUGCUAGGACGUAGUAUCCUCGUAACAGAGAGCCCCGACGAACAUCUCGUGUGGUUCGAAGACUGUAUCUUCAUCAAGCCGUUGCCCGGUUUCCUUCUAGACUGGGACUCGUGGAACAACCACCUGUGUCCGGACCGAGAAUUGUAUGAAGCUGCAUGCGGCCUUCUGCUGUCAUAUGCAUGGCUCGUACGGCAUAAAAGCGACCUCAACGCUGCAAAAGAAGCGGGACUGCUAGCAAAAGAGAUAGAGUGGCUCGACUGGGUCGAAUUCAUCGAUGCUUUUCUGACCAAGAUCGAUUGCGAAACUCUAAGGGGUGUCAACAAACGAUACGAAUAUGUCAUUUUAUCAGCAUUGCAGGUCGGGCUUGGUACGACAGAGCUGCAAGGCAACAGAGCUUUCGAGCGUUUCUCAUACGGGUUCGCUGUAACAUCCUUGGUCGCUGUAGCGGUAGCACUGGCUGCUGUUACCUUUUGCGACGAUGAACUGAGAACAACACUCGAGGCUACUAUCAAGCAAGAACUCUUGCCUGAUGAGAAGCCAACGCUUGGCUUUAGCACGACUAUCGUACCAUCUUGCUACGACAAUGAAAACAAGAGGGUUGCCCUGGUGAACUUUCAUGACAAGGUUCCUGUAUUUCUGCUCGAGCUGGUGACGAACCCUUCAGAAAUCUGGCAAAUCGAGAUGGGCGACACGGAUAUCACCUUCGACUGUCACUUCAGGGGGAUGACGCAACUGUAUACACCAAAGCUCGAAACGCCAGUCACCGCAGA
Molecule: messenger RNA, 1020 nt
Organism: Alternaria postmessia
Lineage: Eukaryota; Fungi; Ascomycota; Dothideomycetes; Pleosporales; Pleosporaceae
Exons: 3
Source: RefSeq, a predicted model, not a curated record